This is a messenger RNA of Ooceraea biroi (clonal raider ant), 5742 nucleotides long. It is a transcript of the gene Past1, whose product is annotated as putative achaete scute target 1. Gene Ontology annotation, cellular component: plasma membrane; cytoplasm. Gene Ontology annotation, molecular function: protein binding; GTP binding; calcium ion binding. Gene Ontology annotation, biological process: endocytosis; endosomal transport. NCBI's taxonomy places the organism in Eukaryota, Metazoa, Arthropoda, Insecta, Hymenoptera, Formicidae. The record is from RefSeq and is a predicted model, not a curated record.
AAAAUCAGUCACGUUUAAUACGAUAUUAAUAUAAAACGAUGAACGACGCAUAUAGAAGUAAAUAGCAAAGUCAAAAGAAAAUAUUCUUGAACAAUUAGAAUAUCCCAUUUAAAAAAAUUGUACAUGUAAAAUUUUGACAUAUAAUUUACAUUUUUAAAGUAAGACACUCUUUACUUUCGUGCGCAGUUCCCGAAAACGUUGCUGCGCACGUUGCAUCUGUCAUUCGUGUAUCGCCAUAAGCUGUCAACGAUAUCGAAUUCCGCAACGGGCCAUUAACGACAUUAACGAUAUCACUUGAUCAAACUUGACCAAAACCAGAAACGCGCUGCGCAUCGAGGAUCACUUUGCAUAGUCGGCGAGAGAAAACUGAUUCAGCUGCGUAUACUUGAUCUUAGAUAGUCGUUUUGGAACGUGUUGGAGAACCAGCAGUGUGUUCGUUCGCGCAUCGCGGUAUUUACGUAAGCAAGACACGGAUCGGCCAUGCCAGUCAAUUCUUCGACGUGCUGAAGACGUGACAAGGAAAAAGUGCUGACUCGCGCGAUUAGGAUUUCCCUAAUCGAGGCGUGAUAACACGUCAUUAACGAAGCCACGCGAAUCUGAUUCACCAGCGUACGGAUUUUUCGAAACGCGAAUCGUGUUAUCGAUUUUACGUGCACGCACAUCACGCAUCUCACGUCUCCCCCCGCUACGCAGCGUUCACGAGGAACACGACGACGGUACCGUUUGCUCGACAGUGCUGUAUCGUGCUCGACGGACUCACGGAUGCGGUCGGUUGACGCUCCACAUUGCAAUCGCCGAUCGAAGAAGUUAUAGGAUACAUCGCAACAGAGGACGCGCAUAAUUGGGGCAAAUGGAUCGGACGAGAAGACGAACCUCGAUGGGUAAUUGUCGUUACAGAAAGCUUGGCGUUUGCGUGAGUGUGGUUGUACUCGGAACCUUCAUCGGUUGCACGCUGUUAGCCUACACGGCAUUGGCGUCUCCGAUUACUAAGCAUGACACGUUACGGCAAGUGGUUUUUCUGUUUCGUCACGGAGACCGAACUCCUACGGAGACGUAUCCUAAGGAUCCCUACAUAAAUUAUUCUUGGCCCGAUGGUUGGGGCGCCUUGACCAAGAAAGGUAUGCUUCAACUGUACAAUGUGGGUCAAUGGAUCCGCCAAGAAUAUGGCACUACAAUCGGUAGUAAAUUCAAAAGUGCGAACACACUGGUGCGUAGCAGCUAUGCAGAUCGGUGCAUUAUGUCAGCACAGACAUUACUCGCCGGAUUAUUUCCACCAAAUACCGAAGAUAUGUUCGUGGCUGGAUUAGCAUGGACCCCCGUUCCGGUGCAUUCGAUACCACGAAACUUGGACAAGUUGAUAACGGUAAAAGCACCAUGCCCGAGGCUAGCGGAAGCAUUGAAAGAGGCGUACGCGAACGAAGCUAGAAGGUCGGACGUAAAAAUGGCCGAUUAUUACAAAGAAUUGACCAAACACACCGGACAAAAUAUGAGCACAAUCACCGACGUCGAGUUUCUUUAUAACACUCUCGAAAUUGAGGAGCAACAUGGUCUACAGCUUCCGCCAUGGACGCGCAAUUUCUACAAUAACGAGAUGCGCAAAAUAGCUGCUCGUAGCUUGGCAAUCUUCACCGACAGCACUAUUCAGAAACGUCUUUUGGGAGGUCCGUUACUGAAGGAGAUUUUGCUCUGCAUGGAAGACGUUGCAACUAACUCCAAUCCGAAACGAUCUUAUUUUUAUUCCGCUCACGAUAUAACUAUCGUCAACGUGCUGAGGACGAUGGGAUUUACAAACGAACUCUUGAAACCUGAUUACGGAGCGACGCUCAUAUUCGAGCUGUAUACCGCCGAUAACGGAGAAGAAGUGAAGGCGCUAUAUCUGAACAAUACGGAAAUAAGUAGUGCGCAUCCUUUGGAAAUUCCGAAUUGCAGGAGUCCUUGUCUAUUGCAAAAUCUCAAGCAAGCAUGGCACGACGUGAUUCCGGAGGAUUGGGAUGCCGAAUGUAAAAUGCUGACGGACAUCCGAGCAAAGGCCGUCAACAUGUUCAACUGGAUGAGCCGGCAGGAAAACAACAAACAGGACCUCUUCGAAAAUGUCACCGAAGGUCUCAAGAGGAUAUACAAGGCGAAGUUGUUGCCACUGGAGCAACAUUACCAAUUCCAUGACUUUCAUUCACCACAGCUAGACGACCCGGAUUUUGAUGCAAAACCGAUGAUUCUCUUAGUCGGACAGUACUCCACUGGCAAGACCACGUUUAUCAAGUACCUAUUGGAGAGGGACUUUCCAGGCAUCAGGAUCGGGCCGGAACCUACCACGGAUCGAUUCAUAGCAGUUAUGUACGACGAGAAGGAGGGCGUUAUUCCUGGAAAUGCCUUGGUCGUUGAUCCAGUCAAGCAGUUCAGGCCACUCUCGAAAUUCGGCAAUGCAUUUUUAAACAGAUUGCAAUGCUCAACGGUAGCUUCGCCCGUCUUGAAAGGCAUAUCUAUAGUGGACACACCUGGUAUAUUGUCUGGUGAGAAACAACGAGUUGACCGAGGAUACGACUUUACUGGCGUCCUAGAAUGGUUCGCUGAACGCGUAGAUAGGAUUAUACUGUUGUUUGACGCUCAUAAGCUCGACAUAUCGGACGAGUUUCGCAGAUCUAUCGAGGCCUUACGCGGACACGACGAUAAGAUCAGAAUCGUUCUUAACAAGGCUGACAUGAUAGAUCACCAACAGCUUAUGAGAGUGUAUGGCGCGUUAAUGUGGUCCUUAGGAAAGGUGUUGCAGACCCCAGAAGUGGCCAGGGUUUACAUUGGCUCGUUCUGGGAUCAGCCGCUCAGAUACGACGUCAAUAGAAGAUUAUUUGAGGACGAGGAGCAAGAUUUGUUUAAAGACAUGCAAUCGCUGCCGCGAAAUGCCGCGUUAAGAAAGCUUAAUGACUUAAUUAAACGAGCACGCUUGGCUAAGGUGCACGCGUACAUAAUAAGCUCACUGAAGAAAGAGAUGCCGAGUGUGUUUGGCAAGGACAACAGGAAGAAGGAACUGAUAAAGAACUUGGGUCAGACCUACGAUCAAAUUCAAAGAGAGCAACAGAUCUCGCCUGGCGACUUCCCGGAUUUAAAGAAGAUGCAGGAGUGCCUGGCGCAUCACGAUUUUAAUAAAUUCAAUCCCCUGAAGCCGAAGUUACUGGAAGUGGUAGACAAGAUGCUCGCUGAGGACAUCGCGAAGCUAAUGGCAAUGAUACCGCAUGAUGAAAUCACUACUGUUUCAGAACCGCUCAUUAAAGGAGGUGCCUUCGAAGGUGUAGAAGACCAAGUUAGUCCCUUUGGGUACAAGAGGGGCGAAGGAAUUGACGCAGGUGCAGGCGAACCAGAAUGGAUUGUCAACAAGGAGAGAUAUAAAUACGACAGCAUCUUCGACUCACUUGGGCCGCAAGACGGAAAAAUUACGGGAGCGGCGGCGAAAUCUGAAAUGGUCAAGUCCAAACUACCCAACAGCGUACUUGGGAAAAUCUGGAAUCUUUCGGACGUUAAUAAGGACGGACUGUUGGACUCGGAUGAAUUUGCCUUAGCGAUGCACUUGAUUAACGUGAAGCUCGAGGGCUACGAUCUCCCGACAGUGUUGCCGGACCACUUAAUACCGCCAUCCAAACGCGAUACCUAAUACACGAUGUUCGUAUCGUAAUUCACUCGUUAUUGCAAUUGAAACGGCUGCACACUUGGAUCUACCAAGGCCGCGGUAACACUAGGACCAUUUAUUAAUUGCGCGUGAUUAAUGCCAGUGAUUCGCAGAUUCGAGGAACACAAAAUUAUACUUUUACGACCAGCUGUCAUAUGUAUCAUAUUAUGUGUAUACUGUAUUAUUUUUAUAUCACGAGGCCGGGGGACAAUAUAUAUAUAUAUAGUUUGCAAUUUUAAGAGAACUACUGCGUAAGAUUGACCAGCGGGGACAGGUCGACACCUUUCAGAAAGAUAUUUUUCGGAAACGUACGAGGAUCAUGACUUAUACACAUAGUAUGUAACAGUUAUUGGCACAUUAGCAUGUGGAAGAAACCUAGAACGGAUUUGAUUUUGUUUAGUUGUUAUUCGAUCGAAACUUUGGCCUUACAUAAUUGUAUUUAUGCUUUACACCUUCGUAAUUGUACGUUUGAAUUACGAAAUCAGUCGCUAAUCAAUGAAUGAGAGACCGCGUUGGGAUAUUACAGCGUAAACAGCUUUCUCUUAAAAAGUAUACUGGAUUCCUCAGAGAUUUAGUCCAAUUGUAGGCUCGUGUGCUCAGAAUAGUGUAAGUUCACAUAAAUUUGAAACGUCUGAAACUGCGCUUGACACGACCGAGUGAUUUACACGAAUUAGCACGACACUUAUUAUUUCCAGUUUGGACUUGAGAUAGAUUACAUUUUCAAAGGUAGGUCAAAUCUUUUUGGAAUUCUUUGUACGCGAACAAUAAAAAAGAGAGAACGAACAGUGAAAAUAUAUACGAAGACAAAAGACUGGGACAAAAAUGUAGAUUUUGCAUAUUCUAAAAAAGGCGGAGUAGAUUUGAGCUGUAACAAGUUAUUAAUUUUCGUUAACAGUUGAGAGAACUUAUAUCAGUUUACUUAAUAGCAAUGCAUAUUUUAUUUUUAUGAAAUUUAUCGAUACAAUCUAACGCGAUCAUGUAAAUCUGUUCAAAGUGAAGACAGAAGCACAAUUAUAUUUCAUGUCAUCUGUGUCAGUAAAAAGCGAUGUGAAAAGAUAUUAAACUUGGAUUUUGGUAUCUAGAACUAGCGAAAUUCUUUUAAAAAAAUUACUCUAAAUAAUUAACUCUGAAGUAAUUUACGUUAUGGCCAAUAUACUUGUUGCAUGUUCAUUGUAUUGUGCAAUUCAGGUUUGUAACUAGUGGGUUUGUUUUCUUCUGCGACACCGACCAAAGAUAUGACGUUAGAGAUUAAAAGUUGAUAUUACACAUGCGACAUGAAAUUUCGAACAAAACUUGUAUGUUGUCUUCGUUGAUAAAUUCUAUUUGUACAAAAUUUUUGAUAUUACGAAAUUUCUUUUUUCUACUUUAGCAAUUAUGAGAAAAGCAGAAAUUGAUGUUAAUACAUGUAUUUAUUAAUCUUUAAUUAUACACGCACUGUAAGACGGCUAUAACACUAGUUUGUUGAAUUUUCUCAGUUGUAUUAUUCCAUUAGCACUGCCUUCGCAUAUCGCGAGUUUAUGUGAUAUCAGAAAGUAGAUUCAUAUAAUAAGCUAUUUAUAUUAUUCGAAAGAAUAUUCAUCUCUCAAAUCCAUAUUGCAUAAUAGCGGAGUAAAAAAAAAUAGUUAAAGCAACAUUAUUUUUAAAGGGAAUAGCUGAUGGUCUACUCGUGUCAAGAGGUUAACAAAAAUUCGUACCUGCCGUGGAACGGGGAACGUUAUCACAUUUUUUUUAUCACAUUAUUUUCAGUCGAUGCACAUUCCAUCUUCCAGUAAAUGAAUUUAUUUAAUUCGGUAUCAAGUGCUCUUUUUCACCUUACUCUGCAUUUUUCAAGCGUCGGCAAAAUAGAAAUUAUUUCGUGUUUAAAAAAUAUUAGUGCAAUUAUCGAGAAGACGGGAGACCGAGAGAACUUUACAAAGCACUCUCGCACGUUUAGAUUAUUUUUAUUAUACAAUAUUUCAUUUAUUUAAAUACUUAUCAAACUAUAAUAAUUUUAUAUAUCUACUUAAAUGUGUAAAAUGUAAAAUACUUUAUAUAUAAAAUGUUUGGAUAUAUAUACUGCAUUUAAAUACAUGAACACAUACUAC